This is a messenger RNA of Lathyrus oleraceus (garden pea), 1476 nucleotides long. RefSeq names its product mitogen-activated protein kinase kinase 2. Gene Ontology annotation, biological process: MAPK cascade; protein phosphorylation. The record is from RefSeq and is a predicted model, not a curated record. NCBI's taxonomy places the organism in Eukaryota, Viridiplantae, Streptophyta, Magnoliopsida, Fabales, Fabaceae. Gene Ontology annotation, molecular function: ATP binding; MAP kinase kinase activity. The transcript has 8 exons. The coding region runs from base 233 to 1303 and encodes 356 amino acids.
GCUCCUUUUUCUCCAAUAGUCAAGGUUGACUCUUCAUACUAAUCUAUUACAAAUACUAUUUUAGUUCCACGAUCCUUUGAAUUACAAUAAACAAAACCUUUCAUGUUUUCAAACAUAAAAUAGUACAAAUAGUCUAUCCAUGCUAUUGUUAGUCCCAUAAAUAUCUUCUCUACAAUCUUACAAUAAAAUCUUUCUUCUACCUCUCACAUGACAGCUUAGAAUCCAAAUAGUCAUGAAGAAAGGACGUUUAGAUCCAAACCUCAAACUCACUGUUCCUGCAUCUAAUCAAGCUUCUUUUGCAAAGUUCUUGACUCAAAGUGGCACUUUUAAAGAAGGAAACUUGCUUGUUAAUAAGGAUGGAGUUAGAAUUGUCUCUCAGAGUGAAGUUGAAACUCAACCACCAAUAAAGCCAAUAGACAAUCAGAUAAGUUUGGCAGAGAUUGAUACAAUAAAAGUGAUUGGAAAGGGAAAUGGAGGGAUAGUUCAAUUGGUUCAACACAAAUGGACUAAUCAGUUUUUUGCAUUAAAGCAAAUUCAAAUGAAUCUUGAGGAUUCUACUUGCAGGCAAAUAGCACAAGAGCUAAAAAUCAAUCAAUCAGCACAAUGUCCUUAUGUUGUUGUUUGCUACCAAUCGAUCUACGACAAUGGCACGAUAUCGAUCAUCUUAGAGUACAUGGACGGAGGCUCCUUAGAAGAUCUAUUGAACAAAGUUAUAACGAUUCCAGAACCGUUUCUUGCUGCCAUUUGUAAGCAGGUGCUAAAGGGUUUGAUGUAUCUUCACCAUGAGAAACACAUUAUUCAUAGAGACUUGAAACCUUCUAAUAUACUUAUAAAUCAUAGAGGGGAGGUAAAGAUUACCGAUUUCGGUGUCAGUAUAAUCCUGGAAACUACUUCUGGUCAAGCAAAUACUUUCAUCGGUACAUACAACUAUAUGUCUCCAGAAAGAAUCGCUGGAACUCAACAAGGUUACAAUUACAAAAGUGAUAUAUGGAGCUUGGGAUUGAUGUUGCUUAAGUGUGCAACUGGGAGGUUUCCAUAUACACCACCAGAUAAUAGUGAUGGAUGGGAAAGUUUGUUUCAGCUUAUUGAAGCCAUUGUUGAAAAACCUUCACCUAGUGCUCCAUCUGAUGAAUGUUCACCCGAAUUUUGCUCAUUUAUCUCCGCAUGUUUACAGAAAAAUCCGAGGGACAGACCAUCGGCUCGAAACCUAUUGAGGCAUCCUUUCGUGAACAUGUACGAUGACUUAGAUGUGGAUCUUUCCGACUAUUUCUCCAAUGCAGGUUCUACACUUGCAACGAUAUAAAACUUUUUUGUUCCAAUUGUGAACUUACAUAGAGUUAGUCUUUUAUGUGCAGCCUGAAUAUCGUCUUGUCUGUACUGAGGCAGUGGUUUGUAAGCGUAAACUGUAAACGAAACAGAUGUUCGUGUUUUCGUGCUUAGAAGAUUAUAUGAAUGAAUUCUAAUUUUCUAUUUCAA